AUCACUCUUUUUUGUGUAGGUCCGCCUGAGUACGUGGCCGGCCCGGUGAAUGGGCAUCUGUACGCGCAAGUGGACAAAGCGUUCAUAAAGAAAGUCAGAUCCUUGAGUCUUGAUAGCGGCUCCCCAGUAUCGAUUGGCGCGGAGAAUUCUCACUUUUUUGAAAACAAAGCAAACACCUUGACACGGAGACAUGCGCACGGUUUUAAAAACGGAGAUAUUACAACUGCGGAUGUCAAGCUGAGUCAGCCUCGUCUACAGUACACUCCCGACACUAUGCAAAACUCGACUGAGGGGGAGGUGGUGAGUGAUGAGGUCAAAUCUAUUGACAGGCUUUUGCUUGAGCUCGGAGAAUGCUCAGACAUUUUGGACUCAACUAUACAACAGGCCAAACCUAUUACAAGAGAUAGUGCUGUCUCUGCGCCUGGGGUCCCUGUGAGAAAUACAAGCUUUAAUGCGGGUAUGCGGUAUCAGAGAAAUAAUGGUGUUCCUCGUGUAAGCCAAGGUCAUCACUUGUCAAGGUCUACGCCAAACAGAAGCCCUGUAACAUCGACAGCUUUUUCUCAAAGUUACUCUUGGACUAGCAAUCAAAGAACUGAAAAAAUACCAAAUGGGAUCUUUGGAGAGUCUCCUUCGUUUGUUUUACAUGAGGCACCUAUAUCACAAACGUCUCCGCCGUUAUCACCACAAACAUCGCCUAAAUUUUACGCCACGCAAAUUGCACCAAGGACCUUCAAAGCUACGACUUACACUCACACGACAGUCGGCUACAACCCUUAUAGGUCACCCGGGAAUGGGGAUAGUUCUUCGGGUGGUUUCGUCACCAACGGAGUGUUAUCGAUUGCUGACGACUGGACAUCGUCCCAUCCUGGUAAGCAAAGACGUGGGCCUCAGGUCUUAGAUUUCAAUAACAAUAAGUCUCCAAACGGUGUAGAGUUGUUUGAUUUCGACCAGCGAAAAGAUAUCGAAGACGCGGGUACGUUACCGGAAAAGGGUAAUGUCGCUUCAAAAGUAGCGCUGCUUACAGAUAUGUUUCAGGCUGAUAAAGUGCAACCGGGGCAUCAUCAGAAUCUCCGAUGCCAGAUAAUACCGAUGCCCGGUCUGACCAGUGUUUCCCCGUCGGAGGUGUUUAAGGAGAUCUCUAAUUACAAUGCGCAGUCUCUGGCCCCUGGGGAACUCAGUCACUCCACGGGAACACUCUACAGCAGCAAAUCACCGCCCAAGAAAAUUGUGGAACUGUCGAAACACGUGCAACCCGAAGAAUCUCCGCCUCCAGAAAUUGAUAUUAUGGCAGUCAAAGGGUCGCUCAAACAUGUCGCACCCGCGCUUGAGUAUCGGUCACAUGACCAAAAGCCAGGUACUUCAUGUUUUUCCCUUGUCACGCUAUGCAUUCGGUACUAUCCGUCAUGACAUCCACUUUCAUGUCACGCAUGUUACUCGAUUUCUGCGCUAGAACACAAAAGUCAGGUUCUUUGUGGUUUUUCAGUGUCGCGCUGUCCAUUUCAUGACAUUUCAUCCACUGUUACAUUUCGCUACUUCGUUAUUACUUUAAUUCCAAUAAUUUUGGAUGAAUUUUGGUUUUGCACCUUUGAAGGGUAAAAGAUUAAUCUUUUUAUUGCAUCCACUUUGAAAUCAGUGGCGAUCCGUGCAAUCUGAUUGGCUUUAAGCAGUGAGAUUUAUUCCUAAAUCACACCUUUUUUUUGCUCUAAAUCGCAUCUGUUCCAAAUGUCGUCAUUCAUGUUUCAAAUCGCAUCAUUUCUCUUUUAAAUCGCACCAUUUUUGUUGUAUAUCGCAUCAUUUCUGUUUCGAGUACAAAAUGAGGUGUAGAAGCCUUUUUGUUUCGGCUUUUUAACAAACCGGCUACUUGAUCAAUAAAAUAGAGCGGUUUUCAUUUGAGUGUCGAAAAGUAAUUGGUUUUGCACUUUCUACACGAUGCGAUUGGCUUAAAAGAUUCGCGCCACCUUUUCAUCCAAUCAGAAGUAAAACCAAAGCCAAUUGUGACGCGCUCGCAUUCAUUUUCCCGCGCUUUGCGUCAGCCACAUGUAAUUACUUCGAGUUUUGAUUGGUUCAAUGUAUUGUCUGUGUCCUAUGUGAUUGGCCAGAGUAAUUACUUUGGUUUUGGUUUUACGACACUCAAACGAAAACCACUCUAUUAGUGCUGACUGAAUUCUGCGAUUCAAAAUGGCUGUUAUAAAGUGUUAAUUGAACUACGUGUGGUGCAGUUUUGGUCUGAAAUCAUACUUGUGAUUUCGAAUCGAACUCGCCCUGCGCGAUCGUUUGAUUUUGAAAUCGCGCGUAUGAUUUCAGACCAAAUUCAGGGGCACCCAACGUUAAUUUUUGGAAAAUAUUUGUUCGGAAGACGAUUUGAGAUCUAGAAUUUUCGAAACAUUUGUUGUAAAUUUCUUGCUUGCCUGCCUCUCCUAUGAUUUUCUAACAUCUGAAAAAUGGUAUAAUUGCCCAUUUUUAACGGAUUUUUACCCUAGAAAGGUCACCUAGAAUUGUCGGAAGCCUUUUUUCUGACUGAAAUUUUCGAAAAGGUAAGUUUUGAUCUCUAUAAUUUUCGGAUCACUAGACUUUCAGCUAUGAAAUCCGGACACAUGAAAAAAAUUUGGGGGAUAAAAAUGUGCUUAUAUCUACCGUUUAAAUAGUAAAAUACGUUCGACAACGCCAUGUUUAAGUGGUUUUGAACUAUAUUCUCGUUGGGUGCCCCUGCAAAUUGCUCUCCACUCAGUUCAAUCACCAUUAUUUAACCCUUCCGUGUGUACCUUGCUGGCUUCUAGUUUAGACUGCUAACACUGCAGUUUUUCAAUCAGCUCGUCUCGCGCGACAAUACUGAGGAAAAGCGAGCGGAGAGGAUUUGCUUGCUGGUACAACAGUCCUAAUAGACCUGAAUAGACUUUUCCAGCCUCGCAGUUUUCUCGAUGCAAGUCAACUCGCGCAAAUCGUUAGGGAUUAAGAUUGCGCUUCCCCGCUCUCUCCCUUUAACGCUCCUCAAACACAAGUUUGAACAUUCCUCCAAAAAAUCGUAACAUUUGAGGAUUUUGAAGGUUCUUUUUUCAGUUUCGCAGGCCUUUUACGUGUAAUGGAGCUAUCUAAACUUGUGUGGCAUUGCGUGACAUGUUACUUUCAUCACGCAGAUUUUAGCGAUUUGAGGAUUGUAAACAGUCCGUUUCAAUUCUAUAGCCAGUUUACGUGUGAUAGAGUUACAUAAGCUUGUGUGACAUUGCGUUACUUUUGUCACGCAGAUUUCAUUGAGCAACAUGUUACCCCUAGUAGCAGUAUUGAUGGAAUCAGUUUGGAUGAAGGUGUGGAAUCCAAAGGCUCCACUGACGAAACCGCCAUUCUUGGAGUGUCACCAUCAGUGUAUGUGAAGAUUUUUUGUUCUGUAUUUUAACAAAUGGAUUACCGUAAAAUUCCGAGAAUAAGCUCCUCCAAAUAUAAGCCCCACAAACCAGUAACGCAAAAAACCCUCCGUUAAAUCGCCCCUCCAAAUAUAAGCCCCCCGGGGACUUGUAAUUGGAAAAUUGCCCUCAAAUACAAGGUAAAACAAAGCAAAAACGGUAAAUUUACCUCCAGCUAUAAGGCUAGUUCAAGCGAGUUUUAGACGCAAAUUUCCCUCCGUAGAUAAGCCCCUCAAAAAGGGCCUUUGAAAAAAUAUAAGCCCCGGAGCUUAUUUUCGGGAUUUUACGGUAUUUGGGGAAUAACUCGGGCGUUUCCGGACCAUCCGAAAUCAGAAUUUUGAAUCUGUGGUUGAGGUCCUAAAGUUAUAUCUUUCAAAUAAAAGCUUGUUAGCAGUACUUGGUCAAGGUGAUUCACGGAACUUGUUGUUUUCUUCUUGAAAAUUACUUAAAUGGUAAGCAAUAGGAAUUCUCCCACAGACUGAAAUUCCACUCAUUACAAUCAAAGAUUACUACUGAUUAUUAUUCUCCUAACGUUUUUCUCUGAAUUCAGCAGCAGUGAUGGCCAGACAGACUCAGCGUUUGGAGAGUCCAUCAUCAGCACGUCACCUUACUCCACCCCGGUAGCAGGACUCCUGUCGAACCGGUUUAACCAGGGUUCGACCACUCUAGAGCACCAUGGCGAGGAAGCUGACGACGAAUUGCGCCAGCGAUCAAGAACCGAUCGUUUCCGAGAAAAUGCAGAAGUGCAUGCGCAAGAGGCACGUGAAGAUGAAGAAGCGGGAUAUGCGAGGCUAGAGGACAUUUGCUCUGGGCAGUCCGGUCAGGCCAGCACACAAAGCAGGUAAAUAGUCACCCAUCCCACCCUGCUGCCAAACGUUGUGCGACAAAUUUUGUCGGUUAAUUUCUUGUCUCACGCCCAAACUUUCCUUCUCUCACAUUCGCCCGUUUUGCAGCGUAGCUCGAUUAGGCCAUUUCCGAGUUCGUUAAUCACUCACUUUCAAAACCAGGCUAAGUGCAAAACCUUUCUUGUGAAAAUGAGUUUUAUUUGCAUUAGAAUAAAAAAUCAGUGUCAUAUCAAUAGCUUCGCACUUAGCCUCGCUUUGAAACAGAGGCUUGGGGCAAACUGGAGAUAUCCCGAUCAAAUGAUCAUACAUGGUGUUUACAUUCUUAGCUCUGCAAGUGGUACAAGAAGUGAGACGCAGACCACCCUAGUGAGUACACGCCCAGUAGAUACUCUCAGAAUAGAGGAGAAUGGGCAGCAGAUAGUAGUUAAGGAUUCAUCGGCGGAUGUGGAAGCUAUUCAGGAUAUUCUAUCGGAAAUGGCUGAUAUGAGGUAUCCUGUUUAUCCUAGCUUACGUAGCAUCAAAUGAUACUGAAAUAGAAUAUGUGUACCCUGCGAGCAGAGGUUUGUCUUUUUGCAUGGCUUUUAGCGUUUACGAAGUCAUAAACCAACUACGCGAAAAAAGGCCUCGCGAAUGACUUCGUAAACGCUAAAAGCCAUGCAAGAAAGCAACCUCUGCUCGCAGGGUAUAAUAAUAAUAAUAAUAUUAUUACUAUUAUUAUUAUUAUUAUUAUUAUUAUUAUUAAUUUUUUUUUUUUAAAUUUCCUGCGGUACUGUUUAUCACAAAAAAGGCUAACACAUUAAGAUGCGUUAAGAUGCAUUAAGCGUAAUAAUAAUAAUAAUAAUAAUAACUUUAUUUUAGUGUCAAUAUAUUUAGCUUGACAGUUAGAUAAUAGGGGACACUUUCCUAAGUACUUCCCUAAGUGUGAUACGUGUGGAGAGAAGAACUCACUAAAAUUGUUGUGAGUUCCAGCCAGGAGUUGAACCCAUUGGGCCAUAUUGCCGUUUUAAUUGGCGUUUAAGACCAAUUCUUUGUUUAAGUCACCACUUAGUACCUUAACCAAUACACAAAAUGUUCCUGUGUAGAGUUGUGAAGUGAGACUAGGUAUCAAGCAAAUGUCGUCAGAGAUUACUAACGACCAGAAUCACGAUUAUAAUUUCUUUGGGAAUUUUUGCAGGGAUAGCAUCAAAACUUGAAAAAGUUGGCACAACUUUUUCAGGUUUCAGUCCAAUCCACGUCCAACAACAACAUCAACUUAAGCUUUAUUUGCAUGACCAUAAUUUAAGUUACAGUAUAGCAAAAGCUUUAAGAUAAAUUUACAAUUAAUACUAAUAAUUAGAGAGAUGAAGAUUCGCGUUUACCGCAAACGGCAAACGUCAGACUCAAAAGUUGAGAAUUUCUUAGAAUAGAAUAUAAGUAGAUAAAAACAGUCCCGAACGAUUGCUAUGGUUAAAACUGGAUAAUACUACUUAUUUUGGUGUAGAAGCGAUAAAGAGUAAACGGAAAAUAAGGGGAAAACUUGGUCACGUGGUACAAAUUCACGUCUGCUGUUUAGCUAGCCUGCGUGGGAGGCGUUCGAAAGGGAAGGGGAAGGGAAUUAGGGCGCGAGACCGCCCGCGAGGGAGGAGGGAGGAUUGGCGUAAACGUGAAUUUUAGUCUCUCUAUUAAUAGGGAUAAUAAGCCAAUUAAAAAAAGAACAAGAAAACGAUUACAAUAGUCAAUCAAGUGUCAUCAGUAUGAUUUGAUAACAAAUUAUUACGUAAAUCGUUACAUAAUGAGAUAAACAAUCCAAUCCACAAUCCUUGCAAUCCGUUGCAACAGACGACAGGAAACGGUUUCAACGCUUAAGUAUCGUCCCAGAUAACAAAACUGGACCUUUAGUUUUGGAAUUUAGUUGAUACGAGAAACAGUUUUAGCGUUUUGACAUAGUCUCCUCAAAAGAGGGCUUUCUUUUAGUUAACAAAACACACGAUUUCUUUGUAGCAUUACCUAAAGAGUUAAAGGCACUAAUGAUUUCAUGUUGAUAAAUUUUGUUCUUAUCUUUGUAGCGUCAUCGCUCCUGAAUCUGCCCAUCUAAGCCGCUCCAGUACCCCACAUAGUAUAUCCAGCGGAGGACUGGAGAGCAGGAGUCCUGUGCUGUCUUCAGGAUCUGGUGUCUUUGAAAAUGAGACACAAAGAAAGAAAUCCCAGCCUCAUUCGGACAAAGGAUAUGGCUCAACAACAAGCGUAUCUUCUGGUUCCUCAGGAGACAGUAAGUGAUAUCUUAUGGUAUCAUUGAAUCUCGUGAAACCUGUAUUCUGUUAUUUCCUUUGGGUUAACGGGGUCUCAAAUCAUGCUGGGUAGGCUUUGCACUGACUCUAGACGUCAUCUGUAAAUUUUAAAUUUGAAACAUGAUCGCAUUUGCCAUUCCUUCCACGUUAAAAUAUUUAUUUUUGUUUUUUUUUCAGAUGUUUUCCUAUCUGAAAGUCCAAAAGUCCCUGGAUUGAAGUUCGAUCGUGACACUUCAUCGUUUUGGUACAAACCCAAUAUCACAAGAAAUGAUGGUAGGUUCUCACCAUGUUGGCAUUUUGUUUAACUCUUUAAUAUCAACAUGCAUAUUCUCCACACUGACUCUCUAUAGUUCCUAUGGUAUUGAUCAGGAGAAUUUGUUUAACAAUCAAGACAUUUUUUACCUGUUGAUGAUUUCGUGACCUUCGUAUUUGAUUGAUCACUGCCCACCUACCCCUCCCCUAAGCCAACAUUUUGCCCCAAGUGAGAAGUAAGUGUUAAGGUUGGCUUAGGGGGGGGGUAGGUGUGGGCAAUUUUACCAGAAACGUAUUAUGAUCGGAAGUUAGGUUCUGAUCACAUUCAUAAAAAGAAAGCGACAUUCUUUCUUCUUCCGGUUAGGGUUUCUCCUUAAGGAUCGCUUUUUUCAGAUGUGAAGAUGGGAUGCGAAGAAGUUUCACUUUUAAAAAGAGUUUAGAUCACCUAAAUACAUUUCAGAAGAAAUCGCCGUUGAACCGCGUCUAAGAAACAUGAGUGCAGGUUGUGUUAUGUCGUUGCAACGGAAAAUGUACCUAUAACCUCGUUGUCAUUCAUUUGUCCUCAGCUAUCUCCAUUCUAAGAGACUCGGAACCAGGCUCUUUCGUCAUCCGGGACAGUCAGUCCUUCCCAGGAGCCUUUGGUUUAGCUGUGAAAGUCGCGGUGCCCCCCGCCCACGUACUGCAGGGGCUUCAAGGAGAUAUGAGUAAGUUGAAAAUACAUGCCAACCUCGGUCCUAGGGGUUUUCCUGGGAACAAGGUUGAAACACAUCCGUUACGUAAAGGCUGGGUUUCACUAGCUACGGAGUCGGAGUCGUAAUCAGAAGCGUAGAACUUUACGAUCAAGUGAAAACUAAGUUGUCGGAGUCCCAAGCAGAAGCGGAAGCCCAAUCACAAAGCGUCGGAACGUGCAUUGUGAUUGGUUUAUUCUUCCGCUUCUUCUUCCGAAUCCGACAAUCUGGUUUUCACUAGAUCAUAACAGAACAAUGCGAAGGAGUCAGAAGCGGAGUCGGAUGAAAAUGGAAACGUUCUGAUUCAUCCGACUCCGAUUCUGUCGCGCUUAUGACUCUGCUUACGACUCCGAUGUUUGAUUUUCACCAAGUCAUAUUAAAGCGCUCUUACGACUCAGGUUAUGACUUCGACUCCGACUCCGUCGCUAGUGAAAACCAACCUUCAAGUUCUCCUAGAGGGAAUUUACGACUCGAAAAGCCACUAGCCCUCCCACUCCUAAGACCUUCCUUCGGGGUAAGGGAGAGGAGAUUUUAGUGGGGGAGGGGGGAGAGAGAAAGGAAGUUUUCUUCACUUUUUCGCCUUUCUCUUCGGGGAUCCGAGAGCGAUCAAUUGAGGUUUCUGCGUAACGGACCAGCUAACCCUCCCUUGAGUCAACAUUAACACUUACUUCCCACUUAGGGCAAAAUUGUGAGUUAGGGAGGGGUAGGUAGUCAGUUACCGAGAAACCUUAAUUGGUUAUAAACACCUGAUACUCAGUCUAAAAAGCUACAUAAUACAAAUCUUCCGUUGAUUAUUCCAUCCCUAACAAGUUACUUUAUAAGUGGCACUCUUAAAAAACACAUCGCCUUGUUUUCUAAUGUAUACGGUAAUAAUAAAAUGUGCUUCGCAGAGAGAUCUCCAAAUCAAGAUUCAGAUAAAAUGUCGUAAAUUAUAAGAAAUAUGCAGCAUAACUGUUACGGGCAAAAAGGAAUAUCAGGAACUAUUCUGGAACAUCGGAAUUAAGUUGAGUGUUUUCUUCUGUUGUAGCUAAAGUUGACCUGGACAAUGAACUUGUGCGACACUUUCUUAUCGAGACGACAAAGAGGGGAGUUAGAUUAAAAGGGCUGAAUGAUGAACCCGUGUUUGGUAAGUCAUACUACAGCUAUACUUGUAUUGUGUGGUCGCCUUUGGGGAUUGGUCAACUAACUGCUUAAAAAAAGGUUAACCGUUUAACAGGGGUGACAAAAUGUAAAUUCUUUACACUUUACAAUGCGAUUUUCGAACGGUUUAUUUCUUAUAGUUUUGUGACAUUCAUUGUGUUUUCUUUCUGUUUGUUGCUUCAGGGAGUUUAGCAGCGUUCGUUUAUCAACAUUCCAUCACGCCCCUUGCCUUACCCAUCAGACUAACCAUACCUUCGUGGGGUAAGUUAACAGUAACGAGGAGGAUGUGUAGGCCAUUUUAGUCGCUGCCAUUUGUCGGCCGAGUUGGGAACAGUAUAUAAAGAAAACAUUGCGAACAUACAAAAACACAAUGUAAUAUUUUCGGCGCGAUCAUUUGUAGCGUGUGCCGUGGGUGCCUAAUUCCUGAUACCGUGGAACCCCCCUAUAACGAAGUGCUACGGUACCGAAAUGAAAACAUUGUUCGUUAUAGCGGGGUAGUCUCUAUUAUUGGGUUAACAGAAAAAAUAUUCGUUAUAGCAGGGUAAUUUGAUAAUUAACAAUUACCAAAAAUUCAGUACUUCUUGUAGAAAACAUUAUUUUUAUUCAUUUGAUGCUGUAAACUGUAAGUGUAAAGCGCUGACAAUCACGACAUCAAAUUCAAAAACACUUUCAAUUAUAGCAAGCUGUGAUUUCUACUCAAAUCACUCGUUUUUGUUGACUGCUGCAAGCGACUUGACAAAAUUUUCGUUACAGCAGGGUAAAUUGUGCGUUGAAACCGUCAAAAUCUAUUCAUUUUAGCGGGGAUUUCGUUAUAGCCGGGGUUCGUUUUCACAUGUUUUACUGUAAUUCUGCCGGGCUUUCAGAUGUUUUUCGUUAUAACGGGGUCUUCGUUAUACCGGGGUGCCAUUGUAGUUCGUCUCCUGUCUCGGGAGUUUAAUCAGGCCGUGCGCACUAAAGUCAAUUUUGAUGUUCGUCAGAACGCAUCCUGGUCUGGUGUCCCUGUGACACUAAGGCAGAGAUUUUCGAGCUAUCACAGGCGACUGCAAAUUAGCCGCCUCUGUUAAUUUUAUCAGAGGCACCUCGGCCGGAAAGCUGGACUCCUUCCGACUCGAUUUCGUUUCCGUAAUUGACGAACGCGGAUUCGUAAUCAAUGAUUACCUCUAAUCCCUAACAUUGAAUACAUAGUCUAGAGAAAAUUUAGUGAGAGUUAAUAGAAUGAUCAUCUGAUGUGAAAAGCUUUGAUGUACAAACAAAUUCUCUUAACCAAUUCUUUAAGGAAAUGUAUGUAGAUCAGUCUGGAGAACUUGUAUUUGGAUAUUGGAGCUUGCGCACGGGGUAUUUCAUCCUAGGUAUUUCUAGAAAGGACCUCUGUAGCCAGGGUCCGUAGCGUGUUACUGCAAAGUGACCGCUAUUUUUAAGCUAUUGGGGACCGACGGUUCGCGCUGACAGAUCUUAUCGUGCAAAUCACCCAGCUUCUGGGUGACCACGAGAGUACUGCAAACGCUCCUUUGGUCAUCCCAUAUUUUCUCUCUGCUGUCCACUUGUUGGUGUAUUUACAUGUUUUGAGUUUGUUUAUAUUUCUUUUUAUUUCCAGACCUCUCAGGAGAAGAUAAAACCCAGUCUGCUGACACAGAGGACGGUCAGUCGUGGCCAAAGGGUGCAGGUAUCUGUCGCCACGGUUGUGGUGUGAAACAUUUUCAUUUUAACGUCAUCUCUGACUCUGUAGCAGUUUCUGUCUACUGAUGUAUGGUGCGUGUUGUUGGCUCGCUAAUAUAUUGCACUAUCCUCGCUGAUUUUUCUGCAAAUUACCUCACUUAUGUCAAGGAUUGCACUCUUUAUCAAAAGUUUGCUUGCACUGAUUUGUUCUGUUUCCUUUUUCGACUUACAGUUGGUUCGCUAAUGUAUCUGGGGCAGUGUGAUGUUGAGAUGCUAACAGGUGCAAGCGCUAUACAACGCACCGUUGAACGCUUGUCAACAGAGGACGCUGCUAAGAAAUUCACCACUGUAAGCUUCAAGGUUACACCUCAGGGAAUGACAGUGACGGACAAUGAACGAAAGUAAGAUUGGCUUACCACUUCCUCACAAUACCAUCUCCUCAAACUUAAUACCAGUGUUCGAUUUGUUUUGUUCCAUGAAAUACCUCCUUUAUUGACUACAUACCAUAGUAUUACAUGUGUUUGGUUCCUUAUAAUACCACCUACUUAAACUGCAUACCAUAAUACACUUGGUGUCAUAAUAACUAUAUGCUGUAUUCAUCACAGAUAUCUUAUUUUUCCUACAACAUAACCCUUCCUGUAUUUUUCUCAACAGAGUGUUCUUUAGACAGCAUUUCCACAUGAAGUCUAUUCUUUACUGCGGCAUAGACCCUAGCGACAAGAGGUAUCAUCAACUCUUUUUCUGAGAAGAAGUUCUUUGUAAUGAGAUUAAAGUUUCUUUAAGGGUUAUCUUGGAAUCUAACUUGUUUGUUUUUUCUUGUAGAUGGGAUUUGAAAACACCAACCUACUGCGGGAAAUCAAAGUAA
This is a messenger RNA of Porites evermanni, 11151 nucleotides long. NCBI's taxonomy places the organism in Eukaryota, Metazoa, Cnidaria, Anthozoa, Scleractinia, Poritidae. The record is from the annotation of a GenBank genome assembly.